Messenger RNA from Dendroctonus ponderosae (mountain pine beetle), 2856 nucleotides. RefSeq names its product BTB/POZ domain-containing protein 6-B. Gene Ontology annotation, molecular function: protein binding. Gene Ontology annotation, biological process: neurogenesis. The record is from RefSeq and is a predicted model, not a curated record. Gene Ontology annotation, cellular component: cytosol. NCBI's taxonomy places the organism in Eukaryota, Metazoa, Arthropoda, Insecta, Coleoptera, Curculionidae.
AUAAUCCAUAUCCACCAAACGGAUAAGUAGGAUUUGUUCAUCUCCAAUUCCUCUGCAAAAGAGGUUUACCAUUUUCAAUGCCGACAUGAUGUUAGGAGAAGACCACGUGGGUGCAAAGGUGGGAAAAACUGCCUUAGCGUGGGUUCUUAGACAAACGAACGUUUGGUACAUGCUGUAUCAUUUUGCACAGAAAGCGAGUAAAGACAGCAGCUUUUCGCAACUUCAAACCGAAGUCUCAAUUCUAGACGACUUAUUCACUUGGGAUGAUCCAAGUGAUCACAACAAUUUGUUGGAGGGAUUUAACAUAAAUUCACAAUACAAUCGGAAUAGAGCAGACGUAUUCUCAAAUGGCUCACUCAACAAUUCGCCACCUUUCGCCUCAAACCUGCAGGGAGCGCAUUCACAUCUACACUCAGUUUCACAGAAAGAUACUGGAGGACUCUUACAGGUGAUGCAGCCAGCAAGCAAUCCUGGAUCGCCUCCACCAAGUCCUCCUCUGGCAUCCCCCAUUGGACAAGGGGGUACUUCAGAUCCUAACUGGCAAGCGUUAAAACCGACAGUUCGGGAAAGAAACGCAGCAAUGUUUAAUAACGAUCUCAUGGCGGACAUCAGAUUUGUAGUGGGAUCUCCUGGUUGCACUCAGGUAAUUCCCGCACAUAAAUACGUGCUGGCCACUGGAAGCUCAGUGUUUUAUGCCAUGUUCUAUGGAGGAUUGGCGGAAUGCAAGGAAGAAAUAGAAGUUCCUGACGUUGAGCCCUCUGCAUUUCUAAUAUUGCUCAAAUACCUCUACUGUGAUGAAAUACAAUUAGAAGCUGACACAGUCUUAGCCACAUUAUAUGUAGCGAAAAAGUACAUAGUGCCCCAUUUGGCACGUGCUUGUGUAAACUAUCUCGAAACUAGUCUAACUGCAAAAAACGCUUGCUUGCUGCUCAGCCAAUCCAGGCUAUUUGAGGAGCCCGAGCUGAUGCAACGCUGUUGGGAGGUGAUCGAUGCUCAGGCGGAAAUGGCCCUCAAAUCAGAAGGAUUCGUUGACAUUGAUAUGUCCACAUUAGAGUCGGUAUUAAGUCGUGAAACUCUAAACUGCAAGGAAAUGAACCUUCUAGAAGCUGCUCUAAACUGGGCCGCUGCCGAAUGCGGAAGAAGAGACAUGGAAGCAACUCCUCAAAAUAAACGAGCCAUGCUAGGCAAUGCUCUUUAUUUAAUCAGAAUACCGACAAUGACGCUGGAGGAAUUUGCAAACGGGGCCGCUCAAAAAGGAAUUUUAACGCAACAAGAAACCAUUGAUAUAUUUUUCCAUUUCACCGCCAAUAACAAGCCAAGCCUGCAGUACCCCAUUAAAGCCCGAGCAGGACUGAAAAGUCAGAUUUGUCAUCGUUUCCAAUCGUGCGCUUAUCGUUCAAAUCAAUGGAGAUACCGAGGAAGAUGUGACAGUAUUCAGUUUUCGGUGGAUAGAAGAAUUUUUGUUGUUGGUUUUGGAUUAUAUGGAUCUUCGAAUGGUGCGGCUGACUACUCAGUGAAAAUUGAACUGAAACGCUUAGGAAGAGUUUUGGCUGAGAACAACAACACGUUCUUCUCAGAUGGAUCAAGCAAUACGUUUCAUGUGUAUUUUGACAAUCCUAUACAGGUUGAACCAGAAACAUUUUAUACAGCAUCUGCGGUGUUAGAUGGAGGCGAGUUAAGUUAUUUUGGACAGGAAGGCAUGAGUGAAGUUACAGUUGGACAAGUGACUUUCCAGUUUCAGUGUUCCUCAGAAAGUACGAACGGUACGGGCGUACAAGGAGGCCAAAUUCCGGAGUUAAUUUUUUACGGCCCUACUCAUGACGAGCACUGAGAGUGUGUCACGUUUAGAUUAGCAAUAAUGUAGCAUUUAGUCGGACCUCUUGAAAUUGUGUAUAUAUACAAUUGGUACGUUCAAUUUCCAUAUUGCUGGCAAAUUAUUGAUCUCUACUCUGGGAAUCCUCUGAAUAUUAUGACACAGAUGAGGGCUAAUCAUGCGAAUUUAGCAAAAAGCGAAAAGUAAGUCAAUGUAUAUUAUGUAUACAAACUGCACAAGUAGAGCAAAUAAUGCCGAUAAAAUCUUAACCGAAUUCGCACGUAUGUAUGUCAGUUAAUAUUAUGAUAUUUAAAUAGAAAAUAUUCGCAAAUAAUUACAAAAGGCAUUUUAAAAUUCCUCAUCAUUUUCAGUAUUUGAAACGAAAAAUUUCAUUCAGCUAUAAGUUUCUCGAAAAUUAUUUUCUACUGUUAAAUACAUUUACGGUUGCUCUUAUUUCAGUUUCUUUCGAUGUCGUCUUUUUAUGUUAUAUGUAUUUAUCACCUAUUUUUGUUCGAGCCCGUAAAGAAAAUAGGGCAAUUUCAAACACCCUUGAUAAACGCGUUUUACAUUUGGACCUUUGAUUUUCUAGCGCAAGAUUAUUUGCGAAAUCCGUUUUCACUUGAUUUUAUACAUUUUCCUUCUGAUUCACAGUAGCUGAUUUAUUUGUUUGUGGUUAAUUGGAAAUAUUUCAGUUCAAGUUAACCACCACUGCUUUUUAAUUCCAACUUUAUAUUAAGUGCUGUGACCUUUAAAAGCUUAGUCUGAUUUUGUGCUCCGCAUUCAAAGACUGCUUGGUAUUUUGAAACCUUUUUUAUUGUAUUUUAGGGGUAAAGCUUAAAAACCAAAAGUAGUAAUAAGAUCAUUCGUUUCGAUUCGUCAGGAUUCGAUUGCACUUUAGCGAUAAGUUUAUGUUUUGUGUACAUUUCGAUAUUUUGUCUUUGUUGUUGAACUGAUUUAUCAUCGAUCCUAAACUAAGUAUGAUGUAACUACCAUUGAAAAACAUAUUUCAGCAGAGCAAUGUAUUAAACUUAAGAUUAAUAAGG